GCGCAUCCAAGUUCCAACUGAGGACAACAAACAGUCAAGAAAGAGAUGGCGUGGGUCCAAAGCGGCGCUCAGCUUGGAGAGCUCUUCUACGCAAUCGCGAGGCUGAGCACCCACCUUGCGUUCCCGGCGAGACUCUACCCCACGGUGGAAGUCGGAGGCCACUUCGGCGGCGGGUUUGGAACUCUGGUCAGAAAGUACGGCCUGGCCAUAGAUAAUGUGAUCGAUGAUUACCUCAUAAUUCUCGCAGUAGGAUUAUGAACAGAAAGGCCAUGGGAGAAGAGGUUUUCUGGGCGAUUAGAGGAGGCGGAGCGGGAAGCUUUGGGAUCGUGCUGUCGCUCCGUUGGAUUGCUGCGAACCAAUUGAUAAAUUGAUGCCCAGAUCUCAAACUAAACCCCCCAAAUCCUCCCCUGUUUAAUACCCACCGAUUCUCCAUCUCCCCCAAUAGAUCCAUUCGCGCACGCCGCCGCCUCGACUUUCUCCCCCACCCUAUGCUUUUGCAAAAAACAAGAUGGGUAUAUCUCCCUGCCCUCGUCGUAAUCGACCUCUGCAGCCUAUUCUUUGCUUUAAUAGGUUUUAAUUUGUUUACUGGUUCUGAUUUUUAGAUGAAGAAAGCGGUCACAGCGCCGGGGAGGAGAGAUUUUGCCAUUUUUUAUGAUUUUUUUUUAAUUUCUGAUGUGGAUGCUGAUGUGGACGCUGAUAAAACGUCCCGACCUUUUUCAAAAAAUCAAACCACAACUCAAACCCAAAACCGGUUACUCCAGAGCAACCAAACCACUUUUUAAAUAAACAAACUGACAUUAUUUAAGAAGUUCAAACGAAAAGCCCUAACACUUGGGCAACCAAAAUCCAAAUACUUAAACAACUUAACCCAGCAUCUUGAACCUUGAAUCUCCAGUACAUAUACUCAUAGUCAUAAUCAUAAAAUAACUUUCAAGCUUUAACUCUAACUCUUCACCCAGCUCCUUGACAUCUCACUAGUACUGGCACGGCCGGUCACCUCAUCUUACUUCUUCUCGGGAUACACUUCCGCUAACUCAACCUCAACCUGGUGAGUGAGAAGGGGUCAGUUUCGUCGUUACUUCCUAAGGUCUCUGCCCUUAGAAAUCUCCUUACUAAAACACGUUAUUAGCUUUUCCUUUCCUUAGAUGAAAGUCGUUCUCACUUUCAUCCUUAAUAACUCAUUUCAACUUUAACUCAUAGAGGUUCUCAACUUUUAUCCUUAAAUCAUAGAAAUUCUCUACUACUACCUUAACUUAUAUACUUAUUACUAGGGAAUCACCGCGUUACGUAUCGCCGUCCGGUGUCCCUAUCCUCAAGGCAAUGGUACUGCGUUACGUAUCGCCGUCCAGUCCAUGCCCGGUCAACUACUGCGUUACGUAUCGCCGUCCAGUAGUGACCCGACCAUCUACCGCGUCCAGUAGUGGCCCAACCGCCCGGUGGUUCAAUUAUCCUCUCAUCAUCCAUACAUCACAAACACAUACAUACAUAGCACAACGCGUGCCUCCACCUUAAGUAGGCGGUGGGAUGCCUCACACACAUAAUCGCGCUUACUUGAAAAUUAAAUAACAUAACUGAAUUAAAAAGGCAUAAAUUAAAAGACCUCGACGGAGAUUUUACCCCCUUUACACUCACCUUAUUAUUCGAAUCGAUUGGCUCGAAUUCACUGAAGUCGUUCUCUUCAAUCUCCAUUCCUUCUCUAGUAAUGUGAUCUCGUACUCCUCUUUCCCUAAAAAAAACAUUCAUGUACCCCCUAAAAUGAUCACAAAGUCACCCAUAUAACAUCCUAUAUUGUUAUACCGUGUCUAUUUAUCUAAAACUUCAAAGUAGAUGGUCCAGUUUGUGAAUCCCCACAUUGAAAUAGCUCUGCUUUAGUCCCUAAGCCUCGUUAGCUUAAUACCAGUACCCGUAGCCACUUAGGUGUGCACCGUGAAAGAUAAGUGAUCUAGUCUAAUUCCAAUACCCACUGUCAAACCCAUAUAAUCAUGGUAUUCAUUUAAAGAGGAUCUUCCAUGUUAAGCAUACUCCAUUCACGUGUCUCAAACUCCAUGCAUAAGGAUCCAAAUUAGUAUUUUAGCUUAAUUAUGUGCCAAAACACUACCAUUAGGCAAGACAUGCACGUUUUCCCCUAGAUCCUAGGAUAGAGCCACUUUUGAUAAAGCAUGCCAUCGAUA
Messenger RNA from Linum trigynum, 2171 nucleotides. Lineage: Eukaryota; Viridiplantae; Streptophyta; Magnoliopsida; Malpighiales; Linaceae. The record is from the annotation of a GenBank genome assembly.